Acanthopagrus latus (yellowfin seabream) is the source of this 2369-nucleotide messenger RNA. RefSeq names its product taste receptor type 1 member 1-like. The transcript has 3 exons. Gene Ontology annotation, cellular component: membrane. The record is from RefSeq and is a predicted model, not a curated record. Gene Ontology annotation, molecular function: G protein-coupled receptor activity. Gene Ontology annotation, biological process: G protein-coupled receptor signaling pathway. The annotation marks the transcript as partial. NCBI's taxonomy places the organism in Eukaryota, Metazoa, Chordata, Actinopteri, Spariformes, Sparidae.
UUUAACCAUCUAUUUGAUCAGUGUCAAAUAAAAAGUAGAACUGGUCUGAACUUUGUGCUCCCACACCAGGUUCUAGCACAGCUGAAGAAGUCAAACUUCACACUUUUAAACCGGACAAUCAAAUUUGAUGAGAAUGGUGAGCCCAAGUUUGGAUCCUAUUCUAUUGUUUUCUGGAACCACAGUGGUGAUGCAGAGGAGAUUGGCUUUUAUCAUUUUUACCCACAGCGAAAUUUUUUCAUCAACGGCACCAAAAUUCAGUGGUACACAAAGGGACAAGUGCCUACUUCAAUAUGUUCAAAGGAAUGUCCUGUAGGACAUGCAAAGAAGCAAAAUGGGAUCUAUGACUGCUGCUUCAAUUGUAUUAUCUGCCCAAGUGGAACUUAUAUCAACAGCUCAGUGGAUCCCUACAAAUGCCUCAAAUGUAAGGAGACAGAGUGGUCUGCAGAAGGAAGCACAUCAUGCAGUCUGCGGGUGGUGGAGUACAUCCCAUUCACAGACAGUGGAGCUAUAGUGAUCAUGGUGUUGGCCUGGGUCUUGGUGGGUCUCACAGCAGCCAUGUCUGUUCUCUUUGCCAUCAACUACAACACACCUAUUGUCAGAUCUGCUGGGGGACCAAUGUGCUUCUUAAUUCUAGGCUGCCUCAGUCUGUGUAGUAUUAGUGUGUUCUUUCAGUUUGACAAGCCAACAACUUCAUUUUGUGUCUUAAGGUUCUUGCCAUUUUUUUUGUUCUACACUGUUUGUUUGGCAUGUUUUGUUGUGCGCUCCUUUCAAAUUGUUUGCAUUUUCAAAAUAGCUGCCAAGUUCCCCAAUCUGCACAGUUGGUGGAUGAAAUAUCAUGGACAGUGGCUGGUCAUCACUGUGGCAUUUGGAACUCAGGCGCUCUUACUUCUUAUCGGCUAUUCUUUUGAUCCACCCAAGCCCUACAAUGAAACUGUUUGGUACCCAGACAAAAUAAUUCUUAGUUGUGACAUUAAUCUCACAGCCACCUCUAGUCCUGUGGUUUUACUUGUGUCCUUGUGCUGCUUUUGCUUCAUUUUCUCCUACAUGGGAAAAGAUCUCCCAAAAAAUUACAAUGAGGCCAAAGCAAUAACCUUCUGCCUGCUCCUGCUGAUCUUCACCUGGAUCAUCUUUGCCACUGAGUACAUGCUUUACCGUGGCAAGCACAUCCAAACUCUUAACGCUCUGGCAGUACUCUCCAGUCUCUACUCCUUUCUGUUGUGGUACUUCCUCCCAAAAUGUUACAUCAUCAUAUUUCAGCCCCAUAAAAACACGCAACAGUACUUCCAAGGUAUCAUUCAGAAUUAUACCAAAACAAUUAGCCAAUAGCAACUUAGUAAAUAUGUGCAUCUGUUUGUUUGCUUUUUUCAAAAGUUUUGAAUUAAUGUUUUAUGCAUCUUUGUAUUUUAGUUUGUUUAUUUUUGAGGAAUACAACAAUAAUCAAACAAUAUCAAUCAUUGUCAAAGACAGGCUUUUGCUAAAAAAAAAAGAAAUUGAGAUUUUCUUCCAAUGAUUGUGACACUCAUUCUGAUAUUAUAAGUCACAUUUGAUGAUGCUGCUCACUUGUGCUUAUUGAAGGAAUUAUUUCACAUUUUGGGAGUACACUUCCUUUUUUCUCCUGUUGAGGGUUAUCAAUACAACUUUCACAUAUCUUUUAAAUAUGACACAGGGGAUUGUCAUAUUACCCUUAUGAAUUCACUUGUGAGCUUCUGAGGUGCAGGUUGGCAAUUUAUCUAUUUUUUGCGCCUUUUAUCAGAACCAGGCUAGCUGUUUCCCCUGCUUCAAGUUUUUAUGCUAAACUAAGCUACCCAUCUACUGGCUGUAGUCGCAUACUUAAUAAACAGAUGGGAGAGUGUCCCUCUCAUCUAACUCAGAUCAAGAAAAUAACAAGCAAUUUGAGUGUUGAGUGGAUAGUAUGUGAAAUAGAUACCUUUCAAAUUAUUUAGACAAUUAUUUAGCUAAAUUAGCAAAUAUAUAACAGAAACAAAAACAUGAAUAAGUUAAUAAAUAAAACAAAACAUACUUCAUACAACUGUAAGAUUCAAUGGGCACUAUAGUCCAUAUUAGGUUAUGCUAUUUGACAGCCUCAUUCAAAAUGCCAAUUCAAUAAAGAUAUAAAAUAGAAUGUCUCAACACAUGACGGUAACAAUUAACUGUGGUGCUGUCUACAUGAGAGACCACUGCUGGACUUUGAAUAUACUUUAACGGGAUAAGUUCCCUCAAAUGUCAGUACUGAUUUAUGCAUUACUCCUGGUGAUAGUUUUAGCUUAGAAUAAGAUCUUAAAAUAAGAGCAAAUUAGAAAGUGACGAUUAAUGGCCAAAAUUCAUUUUGGAAAAAUGUUACGUAAGAAAUGUGUUUUUGACAAAUAAAU